Molecule: messenger RNA, 1320 nt
Organism: Cercopithifilaria johnstoni
Lineage: Eukaryota; Metazoa; Nematoda; Chromadorea; Rhabditida; Onchocercidae
Source: the annotation of a GenBank genome assembly
AUGAAUUCUGACAAAGUUAUUGUUUUGAAUGAUUGCAAAGAUAAGAUGCAAACGAUGCAUGUGAAUAACGAAGCUGACAAGAAUGACCUUCUGCAGGCCGUUAUUGCAGAGACUGUAACCAAUAUCGUUGAUUUAGUGUGCAGGGGAUGUAUAUCAUUCCAUUACUCUUUCGCUCAUUGCAAUAUUGUCGAUCCAACAAGUUUUAGAAUUGCUAAUUCUACGAGAAACAACGAUAAACUCUCGAGGAGCACAUCCAUUGUUCAAUCGAGCAGUGAUAGUUCGGAUGGUGAAUUUGAUAGAAUUUUGGAAAGUACUGGACGGCAGACGUCAUUGCAACGGGAAGAAGAUGAUGAUAUAGAUGUUACUGUUUCAGCGAAAACAAAUGCAAAACUUGUUGAGCAUGAGUAUGAUACGAUGCCUGCUAUAGAGGAGCUGAGAAUUCAUGUGGAAGAAGACAUUUUGUUGGAACAAUUUGGAAGAAUUGUGAAUAUCGUCGAUAGAUUAGUAGUGAUUGAAGCUGAUUCAAAUAUUGCACUUGAUUUUGAUACUGUAAUUUUCGAUGCUGAACGCAACGCUGUGGGACGGGUAUUUGACAUCUUCGGACCAGUUGCUAAACCAAUGUAUGCGAUUCUUUUCAACGAUAUUAAGGGAGCAAGUGAAUGGAGAGUGGAUAGUGCAAUGUAUUACGCCCCAGCGGCUUCCCAGUUUACUCAUACAAUAUUUACGGAGAAGUUGAGGCAAGAAAAGGCAAGUGAUGGCUGUUGGGAUGGUGAAGGUGAGUGUCCUGAUGACAUGCUAGCAUUCAGUGAUGAUGAAGCUGAACAACGGUAUAAAGCAAAGCAUCGAUCUGUAAAAGUCGACGAUAGAAAUCAGCACAUCAACAGCCCCAGAAACAAGAAAGCACGAUAUUCAUCAAAGCAUGGCCGGCCAAAAUGUACAAACAGUAGGAGACAUAACAUAACGCGGCAGUUCCGAAACGGUGGUAGUACCAUAGGCAGCAAUUUUGAACAGAAUCCGACGCAGCAGUCAUCUUUUUGGUCAGCAGCGGUGAACAAAGAUGGAUUUCGGCAGUUUUUGCCAGAUCGUCGUUGGACAUCAGAACGCCCAAGUCAAUCAUUCUUUGAAAGAGACAGAGAUUCAAGGCAACAAUUACCUUUUUGUUCCCUUGCGAAAGAUGAAAAAAUGUUAUGUGAUGGAGUGUUUCCGUGGACAAAUGAAAUCCCAUUACAAAGUAUGAACAAUUUAUCUGCUCAACGUAGUACUUUAAAUUCAUCCUUAAUUAAUCGUCAUUUGCACAUGUUUUCAAAUCCGAGGUCUUAA